This is a messenger RNA of Glarea lozoyensis ATCC 20868, 354 nucleotides long. RefSeq lists its product as uncharacterized. The record is from RefSeq and is a predicted model, not a curated record. Lineage: Eukaryota; Fungi; Ascomycota; Leotiomycetes; Helotiales; Helotiaceae. The transcript has 3 exons. The coding region runs from base 1 to 354 and encodes 117 amino acids.
AUGCCAGAUCCAGCACAAACAAACCGUUCCCUCUCCACCAUCCGCACCGAGCUCGAAUUCCUAGAACAAUCUAAGAUUCUUUCGGGGGCGCAGAUGGCGAGUAUAUUGGCACAGUUACCUCAAAACAACACCCCCUCCCCCUACACCGACCCCCGCUACUCGCCCAACGGCAACUUCGACCCCUCAGCAAUAUCGCAACAAGCACAGAACCCGGACAACGCGGCGCAUCCGAAGAACCCCAAACACCACGAGUGGGCGAAGAACAUGGCGAAUAAAUUUGGGAACGCGGCGGUUUUUGGGGCGGGGGCGACGUUCGGUGGGGAUUUGGUUAAUGAUGUGAUGAGGAAAUUUUAA